AUGACCCCAGCCGUGCGAGGGAAAGUCAAGAGCACUGUCAUGGAGGUGGACGAGUGCGUCCACACCUUAACUGAGAGCUUUGAGCCCUUUGCGCCCGAAGCUCGCCCAGGCGAUCGGUUACUGGACCGCUAUGCGGACCGUCUCCACUUCAACAAGCGUGAUCCUACUCAGGAUAGGCGUCCGUAUCUAGACGAGCUCAUCGCGAGAGCGAGGGCCGACCCACUAACAGUACUGGCUGUAACUGAUGGCUCUGUCCCCCAGUCCAACCAGUACCAGGCAGCUUUGGCUGCUAUAAUCUACAAGGGACAUCGCGAGCUCAAGAGGACUCGCUAUGUCUCUGGCAGAGUCACCGCCCCAGAUGCGGAACUCAAUGCCAUCUCGUGUGCAGUGCGCCUUGCUGUCAAGCAGGCAAACUGCCAACAUAUUAUGGUCUUUACUGACUCUAUGGGCUCAGCCCAUAGAGCGGUUGACCCCGGCAUGCAUUCUGGUCAGGCUUUUAGCCUGUCAGUCUGUCGCACUCUUCAAGAGUGGUUUGAGGCGGAUGAUCUCCGCCGCAUUACCUUCGUCUACGUCCCAUCCGCUUUGCGGUGGGAUAUCCAUGGUGAAGCACAUAAGUAUGUCACCAACCUUAAAGUCAGGGUUGGAUGUCUUCUGGAUUCAUGGAGCUCCACUUUCCAGGACCCAUCCUACCAUGGCUCUGAAUUCUUAGAGCUUCAACAGCCUGGGGGCUGCGGUAGCUCAGGUGGCACUAUUGCGGACUUACCCCCAGGCUUGCGUUGA
This is a messenger RNA of Cyclocybe aegerita, 780 nucleotides long. The record is from the annotation of a GenBank genome assembly. NCBI's taxonomy places the organism in Eukaryota, Fungi, Basidiomycota, Agaricomycetes, Agaricales, Hemipholiotaceae.